Molecule: messenger RNA, 918 nt
Organism: Coniophora puteana RWD-64-598 SS2
Lineage: Eukaryota; Fungi; Basidiomycota; Agaricomycetes; Boletales; Coniophoraceae
Product: ATPase V1 A1 complex subunit E
Exons: 6
Coding region: 95-775 (226 amino acids)
Biological process (GO): proton transmembrane transport
Cellular component (GO): proton-transporting two-sector ATPase complex, catalytic domain
Molecular function (GO): proton-transporting ATPase activity, rotational mechanism
Source: RefSeq, a predicted model, not a curated record
CCCAAACCGUCCAGAGCACUCCUGUACGACGCGCCGACAACCCUGUCCCUAUACCACUCACUUACCUGUAAUCCUUCCUAUCGCCUAGCUUACGAUGUCGCGGCCACUUAACGAUGACGAGGUCCUCAGCGAGAUGAACAAGAUGGUCGCGUUCAUUAAGCAGGAGGCUAUGGAGAAAGCCCGCGAGAUCAGGGUUAAAGCUGACGAGGAGUUCGCGAUUGAGAAGGCCAAACUUGUGCGCCAGGAGCAACAAGCCAUCGAUGCACAGUAUGAGAAGAAGCGCAAGGGCGCCGAGGUCGCUCAGAAGAUCGCGCAGUCCAACCUGACCAACAAAUCGCGUCUGAAGCUCCUACACCGCCGCGAAGAGCAGCUCCAGGAGCUCUUCGCCAGCGCUCGCGAGUCGAUCAGCUCUUUCGCCCAGGACGAGGGCCGCUAUACCCAAUUCCUGGAGGGUGUCAUCGUCCAGGGCUUCCUGCAGCUCAUGGAGCCCAAGAUCACGCUUGUCGUCCGCGAGCAGGACGCCGACAUUGCACAGAAGUCCGGGGAGGCCGCCGCGUCGACCUUCAACGAGCUCAGCGGCCGGAACGUGUCGUUCGAGAUCGAUACUUCGCUGAACAAUGAGAGUGCCGGCGGGAUCAAGCUGAUCAACACAUCCGGCCGAAUCGUCAUCGACAAUACCCUCGACGAGCGAUUGAGACUGCUAGAGGACAGGAUGCUGCCCGAGAUUAGGAGGGAUCUGUUUGGCCCCAACGAGAACCGGAAGUUCUACACAUAGGAGGAGGGCCUUCUCUCGGACUAACGUCGUUGGCAGACCAUGGCUCUACUCUACUUAAUGAAACCCGUGACGUUUUAUAUCUCGUUUUAGUGAAUGUACCACUUGCGAAGUCUUCACUGGAUGUUUUGGCCGGCAUCAUCCAC